Molecule: messenger RNA, 1653 nt
Organism: Paramacrobiotus metropolitanus
Lineage: Eukaryota; Metazoa; Tardigrada; Eutardigrada; Parachela; Macrobiotidae
Exons: 4
Coding region: 18-1475 (485 amino acids)
Biological process (GO): sensory perception of taste
Cellular component (GO): membrane
Source: RefSeq, a predicted model, not a curated record
CAUUUGCUGCCAGCAGAAUGACACUAAAAUUAAAACAGCAGUACACAUCGGAAACGCCACGAUCAAACGGUGAAAAUGACAUGCAGCCUCUUCAAACUUUAACCAGGGCUUCGUCCACGCAAGAAAGUGCCGAAACCAGAUCUAGAAUGAAACAUACUAUGGAAUUAUUGGAUUUAAACGACAAUGUACUGUAUCAGAUUUGCCGUCCUUUUAUUUUGGUUAUGCGAAUCGGUGGGAUAUUCUUCCUGCCAACAAAGUUAGAGCGCGUCAAGGAUUGCCACUCUAACAACUACAUACCUGACGAACCCGACGACUUCGGGGCUGGCCGUCGCACUAACCGAAACAGAUCGGAGUUACUAUGCCAGAUCUACUGCUGUACAGCAUUGUGCAUUGUUGUGACCUAUGGGUGUAAAUUCGCGUAUAAUUUCUAUGCCGUUAUCACUCCGAUGGGAGACAACGUAAUGACAACAACCAACUUAGCGACGCUGGUUUUGAUGCUUAGCUUUUCUAACUGGCAUAUCAACAUGAUCUUCUCCCAUUUUAUUAUGUUGCGCGCAUGCUGGAGGAGCUCACUGAUCUAUGAAUUUUUCGUACUGUGGGAAAGGGCACGAUAUAUUUGUCCUGAGGAGAACUGCAACCGAUUUUGCACACGCUUCCGCAGCAUCAGGAACGUUGUUGUUAUGUCCGCGCUUUUCUGUGUAUUUGCAAAUAUGCUCAGCGUUUUUCUUCCUUUAUUGAUCGCCAGUAAGGAUUACGAAGCUGUACGCCAGGUUAUCUACGCUGGUUUCGGAACGGAUAAUAUUCCUAUUUGUAUUUUCCAGCUGAUUGGACAUUUCUUUGCUAGCUUUAUCUACAUUUUGCCGGUCUUCUUUUAUGUUUUAUUAUGUCAAGCUGUUGCUCAGGAUUUUCAGCAUCUGAAUCGUGACCUUUCUGAUCGCAUUGGCGAAGAUGGUUCAUUCAGUGGCAAUUUGGAGUGGUACCGUUUACGACACAUACAGCUGUGUCGCCUUGUAGAGCAUGGUGACAACGUGUUCUCACUUUUUACUCUGGUAUCCAUUGCGUCCAGUGUGGCCCAAAUGUUCAUGCUAGUGUUCGUGACCUUUGAAUACGGUAGAAAGGGAUUGUUUAGUGUAGUUUCAGGAUUGACCGAAUUCUUUUGGUUUCUUCUUUAUUUGCUGCAGCCGGCGUUGUUGUUUGGUAUGGGAAUGAAGCUGAACGAAGCGGCGCAUUCUCCUCUUUGGGCACUUUACCAGCUUAAUCAUGAAAAGCUAGCAACAUCGGAAGUUCUUCAGUUGCACACCUUCCUCAACAAUCUUUCCUGCAAUCAAAUUGGUUUUACUGCGUGGAAAAUGUUUGUAGUGGAAGCACCAGCGUUACUGAGCAUUCUUGGGAUUUACUGUACGUACCAAAUUCUACUUUUUCAACUCCAGUUGGAUCUAGACGACAAAAGUGACAACAGCACAAAGGGUCACUGAAACUGAACUGGCGGAACCGCUCAAAGAUUAGCAUGACUGAUUGAUUGCGCUCCAGAAAAGCCAAUUAUCAAAAGUAGAAUCGGGUAGCGGGAAAGCGGAAAACAAGUAUCUUUAAAUAUCCACCUGUCCAGUAUUUUCAAACAAUUAUUUGUAAAGUUUUUUAUCACCCUCUGUGCAA